AUGCACUUCGCCUCUCUCUUCGUCUUCGCCACGGCCAUCACGGCCCUGCCUUCUCUCGUCCGCCGUGAUGCCGCAGAGACCCUUGCAAACCUCCAAAGCAUCGACACGUCGACAAAGUCUCUGACAAGCACCAUCACCUCCUGGGAUGGAUCCCUUCUUGGGGCUCUGGGCAUCCAGUCUGCCGCCAACGCUGUCGGCAUCGACAAUGCCAACACCGCGGCCUCGGACGACGCCCAGGCCUCAAGCGCGGACUCGCAGACCAUCGUCGCCUAUGUGACCGGGACCCUCACCCCUGAUAUCCAGGCUUCUCUGACCGCGCUCGAAGCCCGGAAGGCCGAUUUCGCUUCCCUUGGCAUAACUUCCGUCGUCCUGUCCACCAUCCAGAGCCUCCAGUCCAAGUCCGCAACCCUCGGCACAACGCUUGUGAACAUUGCAUCCGAUGACCAGAAGGCCGCGGCGCAGAGCGCAGCGGAUGCCAUCAAUGCGGACUUUGCUGCUGCCGUGACAGCCUUCUCUUCUUGA
Messenger RNA from Diaporthe amygdali, 522 nucleotides. Its product is annotated as hydrophobic surface binding protein. Gene Ontology annotation, cellular component: extracellular region. NCBI's taxonomy places the organism in Eukaryota, Fungi, Ascomycota, Sordariomycetes, Diaporthales, Diaporthaceae. Bases 1 to 522 code for a protein of 173 amino acids. The record is from RefSeq and is a predicted model, not a curated record. The transcript is spliced from 2 exons.